Messenger RNA from Fusarium keratoplasticum, 2337 nucleotides. Its product is annotated as J domain-containing protein. The transcript has 4 exons. The record is from RefSeq and is a predicted model, not a curated record. The coding region runs from base 1 to 2337 and encodes 778 amino acids. NCBI's taxonomy places the organism in Eukaryota, Fungi, Ascomycota, Sordariomycetes, Hypocreales, Nectriaceae. Gene Ontology annotation, molecular function: protein binding.
AUGAAGAACUUCUUUGGUAGCGGCAAGAAGCCAUCAUCUUCCACGUCUUCCUCAAGGAAGCCCACCAACGGAGCAAACGAGCAUUCGAGUCUCGACGACCGUGAACGUGACGAUACCGCUCAGUCGCACUCGGAGUCUUCGUCGCCCACACGAUCUCCGACAAAAUCUUCUUCAUCUAGGAGAUCAUCCAGGCCUGCCUCUUACGCAGAGUCAAACAAGUCUUCACACUCGUCUAGACUCUCGAGGCAUUCUACCGACGCGGGCCACCGCUCCUCCCGCCGGCCUAAAUACGAGCCCGCCACUCACCCGCUCAACCUCCCACCCGAAGAGCGCAAACGCCUGUCUGCUCUCGCCGCCGCCAUGAACGGCAGCUCUAUGGAUAUCGACGGCGAGCCUGUCAACGGCGCCCGAGCUACCACUCCUCCGAACCCUUCCGCCCAGACCAACUUUUCGGUGCCUAUUCCCAACGGCUCUACUCAUGAUGGCGCCCCCCCUCCUCCUCCCCACAAGUCCAACCCCUCCAGCCCGACUCCUACGCCAAAGGAUGAUGCCGAAUCCUACAAGGCUGCCGGAAACCGUUUCUUCAAGGACAGAAACUAUUUCAAGGCUAUCGAGCAGUACAGCAAAGCUGUCGACCUAUUCCCUUUCGAUGCCACCUAUCUAGGCAACCGAGCUGCUGCUUACAUGUCUAAUGGUCAAUACGAGCAUGCUCUUGAGGAUUGCUCCCGGGCUGCCGACUAUGACCCCCAGAAUGCCAAGAUCCUCCUGCGUCUUGCCCGCAUCUACACCGGCCUAGGCCGCCCGGAGGAAGCCAUGACAACCUUUAGCCGCAUUGACCCUCCCCCAUCUGCCAAGGAUAUGGCCCCGGCCAAGGAGAUGCUGCACCAUAUUGAGUCAGCUCGCAACACCCUUCAGCGAGGUUCUGGAUCUGGAAUGUCCAUGGUUCUUCACGCUCUUGACCUGGCUGAGCGUGGCCUCGGCCCCAGCGUCACCAAGCCCCGCAAGUGGCAGUUGAUGCGGGGAGAGGCCUAUCUCCUGAUGGGACGUGAGAACUCCCUGGGCGAGGCGCAGAACAUUGCCAUGUCUCUGCUGCGACACAACAACCAGGAUCCCGAGGCACUUGUCCUUCGUGGACGCGUGCUGUACGGCCAGGGAGACAACGAAAAGGCUAUCCAAUGCUUCCGUAUGGCCAUUAGCUGCGACCCCGACUUCCGUGAUGCAGUCAAGUGGCUCAGAAUUGUGCAGAGACUUGACCGCAUGAAGGAGGAUGGCAAUGCCGACUUCAAGGCUGGUCGUCUGGAGGAUGCCAUCCAAAAGUACACCAAUGCCCUGGAGAUUGACCCCUCCAAUAAGAACAUGAAUGCGAAGCUGCUACAGAACCGGGCGCAGUGCAAGAUCAAGCUUAAGCAGUUUGAUGAUGCCAUCGCUGACUGCGAACGCGCCAUUAGCCUCGAUCCUGGCUACACCAAGGCUCGCAAGACCAAGGCCAACGCGUUGGGCGGUGCAGAGAGAUGGGAGGAUGCUGUGAAGGAGUGGAAGACAGUCCAAGAAUUCGACCCCGAGGACCGUUCAGUCCUAAGGGAAAUCCGCAGGGCGGAGCUGGAGCUGAAGAAGUCUCAGCGAAAGGACUACUAUAAGAUCGUAGGCGUUGAGAAGACAGCCACACCCGACGAAAUCAAGCGAGCCUACCGCAAGAUGGCUGUCAAGCUCCACCCCGACAAGAACCCCGGUGAUCCCCACGCCGAGGAGAAGUUCAAGGACUUGCAGGAAGCCUAUGAAACCUUGAGCGACCCUCAGAAGCGAGCCCGUUAUGAUAAUGGUGAUGACCUCGUCGAUCCCAACGACAUGUUCGGCGGAGGCGGCAUGGGUGGAGGCAUGGGCGGCAUCGACCCCGAGAUUCUGUUCAACAUGAUGGGUGGCCAGGGCGGCUUCGGCGGCGGUGGCUUCCGGUCAGCGGGCGGUUUCCCUGGCGGCGGUGCCAGCUUCAGCUUUGGCGCCGACUCAGACCAAGACUCUGAGGAUCGAGAGUACGAUACAACGGACGACGAAGAGGAAGAGGAAGAGCAUGACGAUGAUGACGACUAUAAAGCCCCCUUUGCCGAGAACCCACGAGCAGGAGCCCCCAAGAACAGCAAGCUCCGAGAUCAUAUCGAGCAGCGCCGAGAGGCCCAUGAUCGGCUCGUUGACACAGUACGGCGAUACGGCACGGUGUUCCUGGCCGCUGCCGUCUUACUUCCAGCGCAAGUGGUGCUCCUGGCUCUGGUGGGCAUUGGGUUCAUUUACAUUUGUAUGAGACGCGUCCGGCACCCCGGCGGAGACCGGUUGCCGACGUUCUAG